AUGCUCGGAGAUCCUUCACUCCUCUUGCGAGUGGAAUAUCGCCCUUUUAUAUUCUCCCCUCGCCCGCUGGAUGGUGGAAUUCUUUCCGUGCGGUGCACCAUUCACGAGCUGUGGGUGUGUCGGUGGCCCCGCCCCGCCGCCAUGUGCUCUCUGACCGUCCAAAACAUUGGUGUCUCUUCAGUGCCACUGUGGCAGUCGCGGGAGGAGCGAUCUUUGUUUCCUGUGCACCGGCCACCGCCCUGUUGCCAUAGUACCCCCCCUCAGCUCCAAGCCCACUGCCGUCGUGUGUCGGGCCCACAGUGCAUCCCGUUGCGAGAGGCCAUCUGCAUUCCCAUGGUGGGUCCCUGCCUGGCGCUGGACCUGGAAAGAGAAAUCCUGCAACGAGAGGAACCAUCGGGUUACCCUCGCAUUAGUGUGGUAUUUCUUGGGAUUGGCUGUCAGCCUGGCCUUCCAGAGUUCCUUCAGAACCUUUCUGUUUUAGGCCCACUGUUCUUUACUUUAUAUAUGCUACCCCUAGGUCAAGUUAUUCGUAAACAUGGAAUUAGCUUCCACUGUUAUGCUGAUGAUACACAGUUGUAUGUUUCAGCGAAGCCAGAGGACAGACAGAAGCUUAGUAAAGUUGAGGAUUGUGUAAAGGACAUUAGACGUUGGAUGUUAACUAACUUCCUUCUACUUAAUUCUGAUAAAACAGAAAUACUUUUAUUAGGCCCACGUGUAGCUAGAAGUAAUCUUUCUGAUCACAUGGUUACUCUGGAUGGUCUUUCUGUUUCAUCAUGUACAGCAGUUAAAGACCUUGGAGUGAUUAUUGACUCCAGCCUAUCAUUUGAUGCUCAUGUAGAUAAUAUCACUAGGAUAGCUUUCUUUCAUCUCAGAAAUAUUUCUAAAAUAAGAAACAUAUUGUCACUACAUGAUGCGGAAAUACUAGUUCAUGCAUUCGUCACCUCUAGAUUAGAUUACUGUAAUGCCUUACUGUCUGGCUGUUCCAGUAGGAAUAUAAAUAAGCUCCAGUUAGUCCAGAAUGCAGCUGCUAGAGUCCUAACUAGAACUAGUAGAUACGACCAUAUCACACCGAUAUUAUCAAUACUGCAUUGGCUCCCAGUAAAAUCUCGCAUUAACUAUAAAAUACUUUUAUUAACCUAUAAAGCACUAAACGGUCUCGCGCCACAAUAUCUAAGCGACCUUUUGGUUUUAUAUGAUCCGCCACGCCUACUUAGAUCAAAAGAUGCAGGCUAUUUGACGGUACCUCGAAUAGUGAAGGCUACAUCAAGGGGAAGAGCUUUCUCUUAUAGAGCCCCACAGUUAUGGAACAGUCUUCCUAUUAGUGUUCGGGACUCAGACACAGUCUUAGUGUUUAAGUCUAGGCUUAAAACGUAUUUGUUUACUCAAGCCUACCCUGACUAGAUUCUGUUCUACUACUUCGCAGUCAUAAUAAUCUUUUUUCUCCCUCUCUCCUUUUGCCGAGCCCCACACGAAUUUAUGGACAUACUAGAGAUCCAGAUCCUUUCUGCCUCUGGAU
This is a messenger RNA of Ictalurus furcatus (blue catfish), 1516 nucleotides long. RefSeq lists its product as uncharacterized. The transcript has 2 exons. NCBI's taxonomy places the organism in Eukaryota, Metazoa, Chordata, Actinopteri, Siluriformes, Ictaluridae. The coding region runs from base 1 to 1401 and encodes 466 amino acids. The record is from RefSeq and is a predicted model, not a curated record.